Molecule: messenger RNA, 1496 nt
Organism: Paralichthys olivaceus (Japanese flounder)
Lineage: Eukaryota; Metazoa; Chordata; Actinopteri; Pleuronectiformes; Paralichthyidae
Product: chymotrypsin-like protease CTRL-1
Biological process (GO): proteolysis
Molecular function (GO): serine-type endopeptidase activity
Source: RefSeq, a predicted model, not a curated record
CAACAAUUUGUUGGCGAAAAGCCACAAAAGUUUACAAGAAAAAGACAAACAUGAGCAUAAGAUAUAAGACAUAAGAGUAGAUGGUGCUUAUCACCAGAUGUUCUCUUCCCUGACCUAUCACACCUGUUGGGUGGUUGGGGAGGGUGGAGAGUACGUGAGGUAAGGAAUGCUGCACGUGGAAGUCAGGGUUCGAUAUAAAAGUCAGUGUCCCACACACCCGAGACACAGGUGAAUCACAGCCGCGACUGCCAUGCUCUUGUUCAUCAGUUGUUUUGCCCUCGUGGCUUCUGCUCUGGGGUGUGGAGUGCCUUCUAUCAAACCCCAGGUGAGCGGAUACAACAAGAUUGUAAAUGGGGAGACUGCUGUGUCCGGGUCCUGGCCCUGGCAGGUUUCACUUCAGGAUGGCAGAGGAUUCCACUUCUGUGGAGGAUCCUUGAUCAGCCCAUACUGGGUCGUCACUGCUGCUCACUGCACUGUGUCUCCUAGAAACCACCGUGUUAUCCUGGGAGAACAUGAUCGUCAAUACAACAAUGAGCCAAUCCAGGUCAUGUCCAUUGCCAGAGCCAUCACUCACCCCUACUACAACUCCCAGAACUUUAACAAUGACAUCACCCUUCUGAGGUUGUCCUCCCCAGUGCAGAUGACGUCCCGUGUGUCCCCCGUGUGCCUGGCCUCCUCCAGCACCAGCAUCCCUUCUGGAACCAAGUGUGUCACCACUGGAUGGGGCAGGACUGGUCAAACAUCAAGCCCCCGCUACCUCCAGCAGACUUCCCUGCCUCUGCUCAGCCCCGCUCAGUGCAAACAGUACUGGGGAUACAACAGAAUCACUGAUGCUAUGAUCUGUGCUGGUGCUUCUGGAGUGUCGUCCUGUCAGGGCGACUCUGGUGGCCCCCUGGUUUGCGAGAAGAGUGGUGCGUGGUUCCUUACGGGUAUCGUGUCCUGGGGGACCUCCAACUGCAACGUGCGCACCCCUGCUGUGUACGCCCGUGUGUCCUACCUGCGCAGCUGGAUCGACCAGACCAUUGCUUCCAACUAAUACCAUCAGUCAACACUUCUGCUCCUCACUGUGAUCAGUGAUUCUUCACAGGAUUCAGAUGACUAACACAAGGAAUUUACUGCUGUAGAAUUUGAAUGGCAGCAAAAAAAUGUACUGCACUUGUGAGAAACCAGCCUGAAAAUAUAGCUUAAAAAAUCUAAAAUUGGUUUCAGGUGGUUUUUCAUGUGCAAAUUGUGUGUGUUAUUCAUGUUGUAGGGACUGAAAAUCUGUAUGUUUGCACAGUCACAUUAUAGGGACUUGUAUUCCUUAAGGGGACAGGAAGCAAGUCCCCAAAGGGCAAAUCAUUUUGUUUUUUCAUUUCAAGCGUUAGUGUUCAGCAAGCAGGGUCAGGGUUAAGGUUAGAGUAAGUUAAGGAAAUCAAUGUAAGUCAAAGUAAUGUCCUCUGAAAGCUAGGAGAAACAACUGUGUGUGUGUUGACAUGUCCAUGUGAAUAAAUAAG